Molecule: messenger RNA, 3604 nt
Organism: Anneissia japonica
Lineage: Eukaryota; Metazoa; Echinodermata; Crinoidea; Comatulida; Comatulidae
Exons: 4
Coding region: 95-856 (253 amino acids)
Source: RefSeq, a predicted model, not a curated record
CCGACGACCAUUCGCGAAGGAAGCCAAGAACCGUCAGAGUAGAGGUUAACAAUCAUAAUUUUUUCAGUCAUUUUGUUUAUGAAGAACAGACGAUAUGGAUGUUGAUUAUAACACGGGAAAUAUUGAUCUAAUUUCAUUUAAACAAACAGUUGCGGAUUUACAACUUGAUUUGGCAGAAUUGUCUGACGACGCCGACGGGGCUGCAAUUUUGCCACCUGGAACUGAUCAGAAGCCAAGACCUUCGAAGAGGGAACCCCUCAGGCGGAUGAACUCUGGUGGUCGGCUUAGGAAUGUUAGAAAAGCAUGGGGAGAUUUUAAAUCAAAAAUGAAAAUUCCUAAAAAAGGUACGAAAAAUACAAAAUGGAACGUUCCUCAGUGCUCUCCAGAAAAUCGCACUUCAGUUAUGAGAACACCAAAAUCAGUGACAAAGCAACGAUUGCUGGAUAUAGCCUACAGUCCAGACUUUUUCAGGACCCCAGAACAGUGUAGAAUCUAUCGUGAUUCUAACAAAACAACACCUGACAGUGCACAAGGAGAGUUCUUACGCAGGUCGAUACGCAUUGCUAACCGAACACCGACACCAACUUCAAUGAAUUCUCAGAAGACACGCAAAAGAAGCGUAAAACCAAGAAGAAUCGAAAAUAACAGCUCACAAGAUGUGUACCAAGAAGUCAACAACCUUGUUCAAAUGACCCGCACUUUGUCAACAUUGUCAUCGGCCGUUGAUGGAUUUAAAGGAAUGGCAAGUGGAUUAGAAGAGUCAAUUGAAAAAAGUGAAUCCAAACAAGAUGCCAGUAAAGUGGACUCUAAGAAGGCUAAUGGAAACAAGAAGCAGAAAACACCAUCACCCAAGUAGAUGAACGGAACAUGUACAAUUGUCAUGUAUACUAAAUGAUCAUCUCCUAAAUUAAUGCGGCAAUGUACUGUAAUAUAGCCAAUCAGGAUUGCAGGGUUCAGGAUGAUUACAUUUCUAUAAGUGACAGGAUGAAUAUAGGCUCUACCUAAAUCAUAGCAUGAACACUGCACUUUAUAUGAAGAAAUAAAGACUAAUAUAAUUUUAUUGCAUUAAUACAAUAUCAUUAUUAUUACUUAUAAAAUUAAUACUAAUAUUGCAUACUGUUAACACUCUGACCGCCAGGGGUUUGAAAAAAUAGUAUCGGCCACCGCCAGACUUUUUAGUAAAUCCUAAGACUUUUCCGAAGCUUGUUGAGAGUGCCUAUGUGAUCAGAUUGACAUGUAAUGAAUACUACAAGAACUAUGAACAUCUUAGCUUUGCAAUGGUACCAAACACUUUAUUUUAAUCAAAUACCGCUCUACGUUAACGUAAACAGACAAAUAGUGAAAUACUUAUGGUCCAGACUGAAUAUAGUCUUCAAAUUGUUAGUACAUGUCAGUAAUUACUCCAUCAAUCGGAUUCCGUAAAAAAACUUGAAACACGGAGAUCUCCGUGUUUGACAGUCAAGCGUUGCGUUACCAAACACAGAGAUCUCCGUGUUUGGCGGGCAGAGUGUUAAUGAACUACUGUAAACUCAUUAUUAUUACCAGUAUUAUUAUUUUUAUUGUGAUUAUACAGUAUUUUUUUCUAUAAUGUUGUUUGUACACUAAUUGCAUGGAAUGCAUGGGCAUUUUUACUUAUUGUAUACCAAAUUGUAUGUUACUUACAAGGAACAUAUAUAUAGUCUUGCGUGGAUAUCGCAAAGUAAUGGUAUGUGUUUUAAGCUAAAUAUACAGGUAAUACAGUAUAUUCUGCAAUAAGAGAGUCCCACAAUCAGCUAGUUUUAGUGGGGGUGAGUUGGGGUAUUAUUAUAUCCAAUGCAUCUUAAUACAGGUCUCCCUCCAAUUAAAGACCACUUCUCGGGCUGCGGUUUUCAUGGUCUUCAGCAGUUUUGGUCUGAUGUGAAGAUUAAAAAGUAAUUCUAUUAUUUCUAGUAUAGGUUCCAAAAAUGCUUAAGUUGUGGGGGUGGGGGUUAUGAUCUAAAUUACUUACCUGUAGUAAGUUAUUAUUAACUGUUAAUUUGUCUGCUGGUAAAUCAAUUUAAACUGUACAGUAUUUUCAAUAUUGGGGGUACUUACAAAAAGUGUUGACAAUAUUUAAUUGUAGUAAUGUCAACACAUUUUACAUUAUUUGGAAAUUUCAAAUACUGUGUAAGUUGGUAAAGUUAUUCAAAAUACUGUACUGUAGGGUUGUCCUAUUUGAAUGUCAAUUUCCAUUGUUUUAUUUAGUAAAUUACUCUCAUUACACUGCACACUUUUACUUUUUCAUUUGAUGAUAAUAUAAUAAUAAUAAUAUAUAAUUCUUUAAAUUCGGAUUUCAUCGAUACCGAAUUGUUAAGUACUUACAAAAGGGAGGGACCAUAAACCAACAAGUAAUUAUUACUGUAAUGUUAUACUUUUUUUUUCUAAUAUUUUAUUCUGCAGAUUAACUUCUGUUCUGAGUUCUAUCUGCAUUUUAAUGGUUAAAUGAUUAAAAAUACCUAUGAAAUUUAUUAGGUAUUGUGCCUAGUGUUUAAAUUGUAGAGGGAGGGGAGUUAUUCACAAAAAAAUGAUUUUAACUUGUUAACUUCUUGUACAGAAUAAUUAAUCAACUAGAGAAUAACUUGUAGAUAGUAUGCAAUUACAAUAUAAUCAGGUUUUGACUACACUAUUGGAAAUAAAAGCCAAAGGAGCCAUUAUUUCCCAAAACAAUUGCCUGAAGUCUGCAGUGCUGAAGGAAAUAUUUGAAGGAAACAAUGGUUCCAAAUGCUUCUAUUUCCUAUAGUGUACGAAAUUACUUGACUAUAAUUGCUUCGUAAGUCAGUUGUGACGUCCAUCACCCUUUAAUCAAACUGCUGGCUCAUAAAUCCAUAGUGCUGUUUGUGGUUGUGGUCACAUUACUAAAUAAUCACUGUGCGUGUGCAUUAGUUGCGCGUAAUAGAAUGAAUUGUUAGUAGUACCAGCAGUACGAGCACUGACACUCUUCGCAGCUCUGCACGAUACAAAGUCAUGAAUCUACUAGCGGCUAUUAGGUAGGCCUAACCUCCUGGUAGACAUUUGUUUAAUAGAUAAAAAAGUACUGUAUUGACGACAGGAAUUAUUUCAGCGUUGCCUUAAUUUUUCAGUUCUUCUAUAAGUCAAUCACAUUAUCUCAUAGCUAUUAUACCUUUCUAGGCCGGUCUAUGCAUCAUUCGUGUUAACCAGCUGCAUAGAGUGAUAUUUGUUAGGUUAGCUGUGUGCUUUCAUAGGUUGGGCUAGCAACAAAAAAUUCCAUUGUGUUGUACUGUAGUAAAAUCACCCCAGCUUUGAGUUUUCUUGCACAUAAGGUGCAAAAAAUUGGAGGCACUAUGAUAGUUAGUGAUCAGUUCGGAAUAGGAAAAUUCAGUGCAAAUAAAAGUGAUGACAUCACCACUGGCUUAUAAUAUAUCAUUAUAUAGUAGGUUAAUUACAUAUUGUAUAUGGAGGACAAGCAAUAUACUGUAUCUGUAGUAUAUAAUGGGAUUCUUAUGGUGUGCAGAUAACCAUGUUGAUUAUGUAUUUCUUACUGCUGUAUUUCAGCAUUUAUUUGUGUACUUGCAUGUUUUUUUAUGCUUUGCAAUAUAUUCAUUUGUAAUUAAAUUUUAUUGACAAA